CUGACAUCCGUCUCAAACACGCCGGUAAGAACACUAUCCCCGUGUCUCAAGACACUUAAGAUAAAGGUGCAAGUGUGGAUUAAUCGUUUUCUUGAUAGACAUGGACUCGAACCUAAGUCGUGGAUGCCGCAUUUGUUUUUAAAUCUAGGUUCAGAACUUGGUGCGCCAGAGAGACGCCAGCCCGUCGUUAUUUGUAAUGAUCACUAGUAAAUAUAUUACGUACUAAUUAAUGCUGAAAUUUUACUAAUUUUAUUUCAUUUAGCUGUUCUUAAAUUAAUUUAAUUACUUUAUUUUUUUGUGUGGACAAAUGCUAAAUUUUGAACAAUAAAACGCCAGUUGGACGAAUCUAUAGUAUUACAUUGGCUUCUUAUUUUGUUCAGGUUAGAUGCUGGGGUGUUGCAAAAUUUUAUUUAUUUCUUAAGUUUUCUAGCCCUGUGGGAGUUACUCGUCUUAGACAUCCAAUGAUUUACAGCGUUACCCAAAACUGAGUGGGAUGAGAUGACGUCACUUCAAACGUAGUCAGGAAUAUGCAACUCCGUGCAGUGAAAACAUUUUUAGAGCCGUUGAUACAAAGAGAGAAACCUGGAAGUUUAAUUUCAGAUACCGAAGCAAAAAAAAAACUCAAGGCCUACCAGAGGCGGCACCAAUUAUGGCCAUGCGCUGAGUUGGUGUAGCAGCUUUGCUCUAACUGUCUGUAACAUCAAUUUCUAGACUGUUCUUAACAUCAAUGUCUAAACUUCUUUUAACAUCUAGUCAGAGCAAUUUUUAAAAAUUUCGCAUGCAUUGAAAUUAAACGAUUAAAAAAAAUUAAUUUUAAGCUAAAAAAAAAACCGUUAGAUAAAUUAAAAAAAAAAAAGUUUAUUAAACCGAGAAAUAAAAAGAAUUAUUUAGGUCCUAUGUGAGCUAAGAUAUGUAGGUCAACAGGUCAAUAGCCCAACGUAUACAAAAAUAGAAGAAAAAAUGAUCUUCCUUUAUCUAAAAGUCAAAUGAACUUACUUGGUUCACAGUUAUAAAGAAGUUAAUUGUGAAGAGUUAAAUCAAACAGAAUUUGAGACUCGUAGAUAAUUGCUACUUCGACUUUUGUUCCACCGGUAAGCUCCAAAUUUCUUAACCAUUUAUAUAAUUCUGUAAACGUAAAUUGUUCCGUUUACGAUGGAGAAACUUUGACACGUAAGGAUGCCACCAAAAGUUAACAAAUAGGAGGUUAACAUCUGAGCGGUUUAUCCAUUUUGGAGGGGUGGGGGGAUCUUUCAAUGUCGAGUAGGGUAGGUGCAGCUGUUGAAAAGAGAUGGACAUAUUACAAAUGCACCGAACACGUAGAUCUGAUUACCCACUUUUAAAAUAAUUUAACAUACGUGAAUAACUGAAUAUGUAAAGCGUCUGCCCGUCUGUUCACAGCCACUAUGCUGACCUGGGUCUACCUAGCUGCUGCCAUCUGCACUGCCUCCGCCUUCCUACGGUACCAGGGUGCCAUACCUAACGGAGAUAUUGUCCCCGACCCUUGCCGUAUCGGCGACUGGCCAGGUGUGGGCCAUUUUUCUUCCAAUGGCGCCGGACCCCGAAAUGAAUUUGGCCUGGUAACACACAUUUAAUUUUAAUUUGACAUUUGAAUACUUACUAAGAUCAUUAUUUAUUUCAACUUAAAACAAUUUUGUUUUCCGGCACCAGUCCGUCACAAUGUGACGAUGGUGUGGACUUCGCAGCAGGAAAUCACAAGGCCUGGCAUUUUUUUCUUUAGGAGGAUAAGCUGGUACCUUAGACUGCCAAUCGCCUCUCUCUACGCAACUGGCUAACCCAAGGGAACACCCUACAUGAUUGAUACAGUAGCGUCGCAUGAGUUGUCGGACUUCAUCCAUUGUAUUAAUGUGUCCGCAUACGGCCUACGGGACUCCUUCUCCGGGUUUUGAUUCAGAGUUUCCUUCUCAUAGUUGCCACCCAAUGUUAACGAGCCCCAUUCAACCCGGGGUACUGGUGGUGUUUUUGCUUGACUUGGUCUUUGGUGGGGAUUGAACUCCCGACCACAAGCUUGGAAUAGAUAAUCAAGCUAUUGAGAGAGUUUAACACAAGCAAAAACAUAAGAGCCAAUAUAACCGUUUUCAUACAUUAUUAUUGAACGGUAACUCUGUAUAGGAAUCGCUUUUUAAAUUUACACUAAUUCGCAUUUGCCGCUAAGCACACGGAUCUAUUUCAAACAGUCUGAACAGAAGCGACAGUUGCAUCACAAUCUUUUGUACCAAAAGCGACCACAUCCCACGCGAGCAGGUGUAAAGGUUAUAUGCACACCCCCACACUCCCCCCCCCCUCAACCCCUGGUGGAAGAGCUAAAAAAAAAAUCAAUAAAGAAGUCAUGAAAAAUGAAUUUAUUGAUUGUUCAUUUGGCAGCCUUUUUUUUUAGGCCUGAGAAUCUAAAUGUUGUGUUAUAACGUACAAUAAGUGAGCUAGAUCUAUAUAGCAAAAUGGACACUCGCUAAACACUGGUUAAGAUAAAAAGUGUCCAGAGAAACAUUGUAAACAACUUGCCUUUUUUUUAAAACGGUAAUACUUUUCUUAUCCCAGAGACUACAUGUCCCAACAUAAUCUUCAAAUGACCCUCUCCUCCACAGUCUCCCAAUUCCAUAUGGGUAUUCUUUAUCCCUUUCCGGUCGGCAUAGCUGGAAUAUUUAUGGUCAAACAUAAAGAAAUUUUAAUUAAUAAAUCUGGCACCAGGGACCGGUCCCUGGCGCGAUGUUGAAAGUUGUGCCCCGGUCCGUCAAGUUUGAGAAAGGCUGCUCUAGAUAACGUUCACUCACAUACUAUCUUUAGUAUGGACCAUCAUAAGUGGAGCUGCAAGUAUUUCAACGAUGAUAUAACGAAUCCACUAGAAUUAUCCACAUAUAUGUCAGCAAGAUGGAGUCAGCUCAAUAUGGAGUCACCUCAAUAUGGAGUCACCUUAAUAUGGAGUCACCUUAAUUUGGAGUCACCUUAAUAUGGAGUCACCUCAAUAUGGAGUCACAUCAAUAUGGAGUCACCUUAAUAUGGAGUCACCUUAAUAUGGAGUCACCUUAAUAUGGAGUCACCUCAAUAUGGAGUCACCUUAAUAUGGAGUCACCUUAAUAUGGAGUCACCUCAAUAUGGAGUCACCUUAAUAUGGAGUCACCUUAAUAUGGAGUCACCUUAAUAUGGAGUCACCUUAAUAUGGAGUCACCUUAAUAUGGAGUCUCCUUAAUAUGGAGUCACCUCAAUAUGGAGUCACCUUAAUAUGGAGUCACCUUAAUAUGGAGUCACCUUAAUAUGGAGUCACCUUAAUAUGGAGUCACCUUAAUAUGGAGUCUCCUUAAUAUGGAAUCACCUUAAUAUGGAGUCAACUUCAUAUGGAGUCACCUCAAUAUAGAGUCACCUUAAUAUGGAGUCACCUUAAUUUGGAGUCACCUUAAUAUGGAGUCACCUCAAUAUGGAGUCACCUUAAUAUGGAGUCACCUUAAUAUGGAGUCACCUUAAUAUGGAGUCACCUUAAUAUGGAGUCAUCUUAAUAUGGAGUCACCUCAAUAUGUUGUCAUCUCAAUAUGGAGUCACGUCAAUAUGGAGUCACGUCAAUAUGGAGUCACGUCAAUAUGGAGUCACCACAAUAUGGAGUCACCUCAAUAUGGAGUCACCUUAAUAUGGAGUCACCUCAAUAUGGAGUCACCUCAAUAUGGAGUCAACAAUAUGGAGUCACCUCAAUAUGGAGUCACCUUAAUAUGGAGUCACCUCAAUAUGGAGUAACCUCAAUAUGUAGUCACCUCAAUAUGGAGUCACCACAAUAUGGAGUCACCUUAAUAUGGAGUCAACUUAAUAUGGAGUCACCUUAAUAUGGAGUCAUCUUAAUAUGGAGUCACCUCAAUAUGUUGUCAUCUCAAUAUGGAGUCACGUCAAUAUGGAGUCACCUCAAUAUGGAGUCACCUUAAUAUGGAGUCACCACAAUAUGGAGUCACCUCAAUAUGGAGUCACCUUAAUAUGGAGUCACUUAAUAUGGAGUCACCUUAAUAUGGAGUCACCACAAUAUGGAGUCACCUUAAUAUGGAGUCACCACAAUAUGGAGUCACCACAAUAUGGAGUCACCACAAUAUGGAGUCACCACAAUAUGGAGCCACAACAAUAUGGAGUCACCACAAUAUGGAGUCACCACAAUAUGGAGUCACCACAAUAUGGAGUCACCACAAUAUGGAGUCACCACAAUAUGGAGUCACCUUAAUAUGGAGUCACCUUAAUAUGGAGUCACCUUAAUAUGGAGUCACCUUAAUACGGAGUCACCUUAAUAUGGAGUCACCUUAAUAUGGAGUCACCUUAAUAUGGAGUCACCUUAAUAUGGAGUCACCUUAAUAUGGAGUCACCUUAAUAUGGAGUCACCUCGCGUUUAAAGAUUAUCGGUUAAAACAGACACACACAAAACAAAUGUUGUCCGGUAAAGGAACUUUACUUCUUAAAAAAUAUUUGUCCAAAAGAAAGCAAUUAACAAUUACUUGGGGUGCACACACACUCACAGAAACACGCGCGCGCGCGCACACACACACACACACACACACACACACACACACACACACUCACGGACACUCACGCACACACACAAUAACAAAAGAAGUCGCUGGAAAUCUAAACAUGAAAAAAGAACACAAAAAUAAAACAGUAAUUACUUUGUUGAAGAUCUCUUUCACUUGCUCAUCGUCUCGACUGACCACUACCUGGACAUCCCUUGUAGUCUUUCUGGAUGCGGCAAGACAAUGCUGUCAUCGCUUGUGGAGACGGUUGUUGGGCUUGGCACAGACUACAAAGUGUUAACUUUUGACUAACGCGGGCUAACGAAAGAAUGGAAUUUUUCUUUUUGGAAAGAAAGCAUUCUGGUAUUACAGCAGUGGUCAUUAGACUUUCAUGACCUGGUCUGGAAUGACUGCUCAACUUCUGUUCAAAUUUUCAUAAAUGCAAGUGAAAAAAAAAAAACUUUGGCAAUUUGUUUCUUUUUAAAGCUGGUUUCUAAAGCUUUUAUGUAAUCAGUGAUCAUUCGCUUUAUUCAACAGGAUUUCGCAGCGGCUGGCCACGUCUGGACACAGUCAUUAUGCCAGAAAGAUUCUGACAGGGAUGGAAGGACCAAUGGUCAGGAAUUAGGUGACCCGACCUGCCGCUGGACACCGACCUCCACGAUAAGUUUAGCAGCGCCUACAACCCAUCCAGGUAAUUUAAAGUCGUAGCUUGCAGGCAUAUACAACUGUUGCUAUCGUAAGCCCCUAAACAAAGUCAUUGUAUAACUACUGCUGCCAUGACAGCCAUGACAAAAGUCAUUCUUAAUACGGCAGCUAACGUAGCCAAAAACAAAAAUCAUUUUUGAGACUGCAGCUGCCGUCUAUCCUAUAAAAUGAAGUCAGCUUAACGAACCUGAUCCAUAUAACGAAUGAGGUCAUCCAGCCACCGAAAAGUCAAUACGUUUGUUUAUCUUAAACCACUCGUUUUCUUUCUUUCAUCCUCAGGCAUCUGUGAGCCCAUAGGUAGCAGCGCAUGCGCGUGGCAAGCUUUCCUGUGCUGAGUGCCAGUGUUGUCCUGUUAGGUGCAUUUUAAUCAAUUAAAAUAGUUCUUUUGGAAGACAACGUAAUUUAAACUGUUUUUUUUUUAACAGUGAGACCGAGCUGACAUCUUUGAUUCCAAAAUCUAUUACAGAUUAUUAGGAGUUAUGGUGAUUUGUUUAUUUUAUAAUGGCUGUUUAACUUGUGUCUGAGAAAAGUUUUUUGUGUGUGUUAAAUAUGAAUGCAUUAUGGUCAAAUGUUUUAUUUGCCAUUUGUGUCAACCAAGACCCAAGAGGUGUGCUGAUGACGUCACCACUGAAUUAUGCGGAACGUGCUAAUAAUUUUAUUUCAAAAAUUAUUUUUGCCUUUUUAUGAUAAAUAAAAAAAAAUA
Messenger RNA from Lymnaea stagnalis (great pond snail), 5901 nucleotides. Lineage: Eukaryota; Metazoa; Mollusca; Gastropoda; Lymnaeidae. The record is from the annotation of a GenBank genome assembly.